UCUUAAAUGUUGUUUAUAUUAAUCUAAGCCGUACAUGAAUGCGAGUAAAAUUAUUAGCAUAACACAACGGUUAUUAAACAACGAUGCUGCUAGCUUGUAGUAGCUAGAGUCCCUUCAUGGAGAGAGUUACGACAUGAGGCGAAAAAUACGGUCACGUGACUCGUGGGGCCAUCUUGGGGCCAAAUUCGCGUUUGCGUUCACCUUUUCUUUUACUGCGAAUAUACCAAUUGAUACAUCUAUUUCGGGACAUCGAUUCGACUAAAUCUAUAACCGUAUUCUUGGCCGUAUUCUUGUUUAUUCACCAAAAAUGCCGGGUUGUUGUGCAUUUGGAUGCACAAAUAGACAUGACAAGGGUUUCAAGCUGUACAGAUUCCCUUCAGAUCUCAACCGACGGACAAUUUGGGAGAAUAAAAUCAACCGUUUGGGCUGGAAGCCGAACUCGUCUUCAAAGCUGUGCGAGGCACACUUUGAUGCUUAUCAGUUUGAAAGUGAGCGUGCUGAUCAGAAAAGGAGGCUUAAGUAUUCUGCAGUGCCUACCAUCUUCUGCCACCGCAGUACCCCAAAGCCACGAAAGCCUCCAAAAAAGCGCGGUGGGCCUACAAAAGAAAUAUGUUCACCCAAGCGACGUGUGACAUCUGUUCUUGGAGACCAUAGCUAUGCUGCUGACCCACAGCUUCAGAGACUUCCGAUUUCUUGUGUGAAAAUGGCAAGCCGGCGUGCUCUGAAGGCCGUCCUCAUUGACCUGAGUGGAACUCUGCACAUAGAAGACGCAGCAGUGCCUGGGGCACAGGACGCCCUCUCCAGGUUACGGCAGGCGUCCGUUGCUGUGAAGUUUGUGACCAACACAACAAAAGAGAGUAAGAGGAACCUGCUGGAAAGACUGCAACGACUCAACUUUGACCUCCAGGAAAAGGAGAUCUUCACAUCACUGAGUGCUGCAAGAAGUCUCUUAGAGAAGACCAAACACAGGCCGCUGCUGCUGGUGGAGGAGAGCGCCCUGGAAGACUUCACAGGUAUCGACACAUCGGAACCAAACGCCGUUGUCAUCGGACUUGCUCCGGAUCAUUUUAACUACCAGACUAUGAACAAGGCUUUCAGACUGAUUCUGGAUGGCGCUCCUCUGUUCGCCAUCCAUAAGGCUCGUUACUACAAGCGGAAAGAUGGUUUGGCCCUCGGCCCCGGGCCCUUUGUAACCGGACUGGAGUACGCCACAGACUGUCAAGCUACCGUGGUGGGGAAGCCUGAAAAGACGUUCUUCACGCAGGCUCUCGCUGAUUUAGGAUGUAGCCCUGAUGAAGCAGUCAUGAUAGGAGAUGAUGCCAGGGAUGACGUGGGAGGAGCUCAGAGCGCAGGAAUGUUGGGGAUCUUGGUCCGAACUGGUAAAUACAGACAAGGAGACGAGAAUAAAAUCGACCCUCCGCCUCACCUGACGUGUGACAGCUUUCCUGACGCUGUUGAACAUAUCCUCAAGAACUUACUGUGACAUCACCACUUAGCUUAACAGCCAGCUGUCCUGUUUUGCAAGUACAUAUGGAAGGUAACGAUGUAGUUAAAUACUAUAUGGUGCAUUGUUGUGGCACACUAAUAUUGUAAUUGCUUUGUUUAGCAAUGUCCCCCAGAAUUCAAGGCAUAUACUAUAGAACAAAAAAAAAACAGGAUUAGAACAGAUUUUUAAGUUUAAUAUUUUUCCCAAUUACUCAUGACAUGAAUACUUCAGGGUCUGUUGGGAUCAAACAGAUUCAAACUCUUUCUCCCAGGCCGUGUGUCUCUCCAUCAGGCCGCGGGCCGAUGGUUUGGUGUGGGCAAGGACUUCCAGGAAGUCCUGCGUUGUCACGGUUUCUAGGCGGAUGGCCAGCAGGCCCUUAUCCCCUGUGACAGACGUCAAGCUUCAGUCAGUGCAUUAGAUCAGCACGUUAAAUCAAGACUGCAUCUGCUGUAUUCACAACAUUUCACGCUUUCCACAUUUUGUUGUCUUAUUUCAAAAUGUAAUAAUAAUUUUUAAAAAAUCAUCAUUGUAUUCUACACACAACAUUCCAUUUUGACUACAUGCAAAAUAUAUAUAUAUUUUUUUAUAAAUGUUAGCAAAUGAGCAAAAAAAAAUAAAAAUCACAUAUGCAUAAGUAUUCACAGCCUUUUUUCGAUGAUCUUUGAUGCCACAAGCUUGGCACACGUAUCUUUGGACAGUUUCUGCCAUUCCAAAAGACAUGAGGCUGCGUUUGCUGCGUGAGGCUAUGUGUAUUAAAAAGAUCACACGAAAUACAGGAAGUGAAUAAAUGUACUGCAACAGAUGUAAAACGGAUUGGGCGGUGGGAUGAAAUAAGCUUUGCUUCUUCCUACUCCUUCUGGACACGUGGAACUGCGAUUUGAAUGAUGUGAUGUAUUCCACUGUAACUUGCAUGCAUGUUCAAAUCAAAUGAAACCAUUGCCGUUACCAAACGUGCAUCGGUUAAGUACUGAGCAAAGGCUGUGCAUGCUUAUACACAUGAAUAUAUUUGCAAACAUUUCGCAUUGUCAUUAUGGGAUGUUGUGUGUAGAACUGCGCGGGGGGAAAAAAUCAGUGUAACAAAGAGAAGCAAUGUGGCUACUUUCCGGAUGCGCUGUAUGUUAGUACAAAGCCAGAUGGAGCUGACAUGCACGGAUAAUACGGGUACAGUCUAAGCCCUUCACAAAGAUGCUUAAAGGGGACCAAUAAACCCGGGUGAUGCAUUGUA
Molecule: messenger RNA, 2711 nt
Organism: Dunckerocampus dactyliophorus (ringed pipefish)
Lineage: Eukaryota; Metazoa; Chordata; Actinopteri; Syngnathiformes; Syngnathidae
Gene: hdhd2
Product: haloacid dehalogenase-like hydrolase domain containing 2
Exons: 10
Coding region: 308-1483 (391 amino acids)
Biological process (GO): dephosphorylation
Molecular function (GO): phosphatase activity
Source: RefSeq, a predicted model, not a curated record